AUGGGAAUGAUUGUGAAGGAAGCAGGUCUCGAGGAUAAGAAUGAAAGUAGUAAGCUUAUCACUGAUGUUUCGAGUAUCCUCAUAGUACUAUCACAAUCGAUCUUUUCAAUAAUCUACGCAUGGCAGUAUCAAUAA
This is a messenger RNA of Sclerotinia sclerotiorum 1980 UF-70, 135 nucleotides long. RefSeq lists its product with no specific name. The coding region runs from base 1 to 135 and encodes 44 amino acids. NCBI's taxonomy places the organism in Eukaryota, Fungi, Ascomycota, Leotiomycetes, Helotiales, Sclerotiniaceae. The record is from RefSeq and is a predicted model, not a curated record. The transcript has a single exon.